ACGUAGCGCUCCGCUGGUUUAGCGGGGCUCAUUCGCGAGGCGUUCGCGCGUGGAUGAUGCCCCGGUAAUUUUCCCGCUGUCCCGAAAACACCGUGUGUGUCCACGGCUCUUCGUCCAUCGGAAAUUAACGGCAAUGGCAUCGCUGGAGGACAGCUGGAAGGAAGCUACGGAGGGCCUGGACGCCGCGGUCUGCGACUCCUGGUUCACACGCCUGCAGGAAGUCUACUCGGAGGAAAAACGCACGUAUCACAAUCUGGACUCGCUCAGGGAGAAGCUGAAUCACUACUACGAAAUCAAAAGCAAUCUCAAAAACCCGCGAGCUGUUUUGCUCGCCAUAUUCUUUCAAAACUUCGAGUAUGAUCCUAAAGCUUUGGUUUUUAGCGAAGAUAAAAAUCUCGAGCACUUCAAUGCUUUUGCUGAUGAGGCCGAGGUUCCGUCGGACGCAGAGCUCAGGGAAGAGACUUGUGCUCUGCUCAAAGUAGCGGCGACUCACAGCACCGAGGCGCACAAGGUAGGCGGUGCCUUCGGCAGCGAAGAUGCACACUACUUCCUGGACCUGGAUAUGGCAGUACUCGGCUCCUCUCCAGAAAGUUACGCCGAGUACAGAGAGCGAAUACGCGGGGAAUACUCUUUCCUCAGCGAGCCCAUGUAUACAGCGCUACGGCUAAAGGUGUUACAGAACUUCCUGCAGAUCCCGAACAUCUUCGCCACCGUGGAGUUUCGUGACAAGCUGGAGGAGCAGGCACGCCAGAACAUUCAAGCGGAAGUGGAGAUGCUGUCUUAGAGCUUCAUCGCUUUGCUUCACAUAGGCUGCUUUCCUUUUAGAGAACACACUUAGCACAAGCAUCGUUUUAUCCUCCUUAGCAUUCAAUGAAUGAUAGUAAUAGAACGAUAUUUAAUUGUGUUGAUUAUGUCGUUUAAAAGGAAAGCAAUACGUCAUAAUGAAGGUUCGCGCUUUACACGUUCGACG
Atta colombica is the source of this 970-nucleotide messenger RNA. RefSeq lists its product as uncharacterized. The transcript has 5 exons. The record is from RefSeq and is a predicted model, not a curated record. Bases 134 to 784 code for a protein of 216 amino acids. Lineage: Eukaryota; Metazoa; Arthropoda; Insecta; Hymenoptera; Formicidae.